AGAGGAGAACCCGACGCUCAUUAUGGGUCCAGUUCCUGCGGUUUCUGUCCUGGUUCUGGGUAUCGUGGUUCCAGCCCUGUCCGGAUAUAUUGAGGCGCUGGCUGCCAACGCCGGCACCGGGUUCGCCGUGGCCGAGCCACAGGUGGCCAUGUUCUGUGGGAAACUCAACAUGCACGUCAACAUUCAGACGGGCCGCUGGGAGCCCGACCCGUCCGGGACCCAGAGCUGUGUAGGAACCAAGGAGGGCGUGCUGCAGUACUGCCAGGAGAUGUAUCCAGAGCUCCAAAUCACAAAUGUGGUGGAAGCUGACCAUCCGAUCCGGAUUGAGAACUGGUGCAAGAAGGAGAGGAAGGUGUGCAAAGGACAUGCUCACAUUGUGGUGCCUUACAAAUGCUUAGUGGGAGAGUUCGUGAGCGACGUCCUCCUGGUUCCAGAGAAGUGCAAGUUCUUCCACAAAGAGAGGAAUGACAUGUGCGCUAGCCACCAGCAGUGGCACCGUGUGGCCAAAGAGUCCUGUGGAGACCGUUCAAUGAAUCUCCAUGACUACGGGAUGCUGUUGCCAUGUGGCAUCGACCGUUUCCGAGGGGUGGAGUUUGUGUGCUGUCCAGCAGAGACGGAGCGCGUGUCAGACAACGCGGAACAGGAAGGGGAGGAGUCUGACGUCUGGUGGGGCGGAGCUGAUGCAGAAUACACCGACAACAGCAUGACCCGCCCAGCAGACACAGGACCAGCCAUCGCCGAGGACGACGAAGAUGACGAUGAAGAUGACGACGCCUUUGAGAGGGACGAGAACGGAGAUGGCGAUGAAGACGACGAUGUGAUCGACGAAAGGGAUAACGAUGAACCAAACGCUAACAUCGCCAUGACCACCACUACCACMACCACCACCGAGUCRGUGGAGGAGGUCGUGCGAGCGGUGUGUUGGGCUCGCGCGGAGUCGGGCCCGUGUCAUGCCAUGCUGGAGCGUUGGUACUUCGAUCCCGAGAAGGGCCGCUGCGCCCCCUUCUUAUUCGGGGGCUGUGCKGGCAACAGGAAUAACUUUGAGUCGGAGGAAUACUGCCUCGCUGUCUGUAGCAGCUCGUUACCCACUGUGGCCCCCAGCCCUCCAGACGCUGUGGAUCAGUACCUCGAAUCUCCAGGAGAUGACAACGAACACACAGAUUUCAGGAGGGCUAAAGAAAGCCUCGAGGCCAAACAUCGUGAAAAGAUGUCCCAGGUGAUGAGGGAGUGGGAGGAGGCAGAGAGACAAUCCAAGAGUCUUUCUCGUGCUGACAAAAAAGUCGUCAUCCAGCACUUCCAGGACAAGGUGGAGGCUCUGGAGCAGGAGGCAGCAGAGGAGCGACAGCAGCUGGUGGAGACCCACAUGGCCCGGGUGGAAGCUCUGCUCAACAGCCGCAGACGCCUGGCUCUAGAGAAUUACCUGAGUGCUCUGCAGGCCAACCCUCCACGGCCCCGACAGGUGCUGAGCCUGCUGAAGAAGUAUGUCCGUGCAGAACAGAAGGACAGGCAGCACACGCUGAAACACUAUGAGCAUGUUCGCACAGUCGAUCCUAAAAAGGCUGCGCAGAUCCGACCCCAGGUUCUGACCCACCUUCGUGUGAUUGAYGAGAGGAUGAAUCAGUCGUUAGGUCUGCUCUACAAGGUGCCCAGUGUGGCUUCUGACAUCCAAAAACAAGUUGCAAUUAUCGUGCAGCGUGUUCAGUCCGAGCUGUCUCAGCAAGUCUCCUCCCUGCAGAGCGACGGGCGGGUGGACGGCAGGGUGAGCUAUGGGAACGACGCUCUGAUGCCCGAUCAGACCUACAGCUCGGCUCCUUUGGAUCCUGGUCUGGAUGGACUGGGCUUCAUUCACCCAGAGAGCUUCAACCAGCCAAACACAGAGAACCAUGUUGAGCCUGUUGAUGCUCGGCCUAAUCCAGACAGAGGGCUCCCAACACGACCUGUUUCUGCCCUGAAGCCAGAGGUUCGAAUGGAGACUGAAGAAAGGCAGAGUGCAGGAUAUGAAGUUUACCAUCAGAAACUGGUCUUUUUCGCUGAGGACGUUGGCUCUAACAAGGGAGCCAUUAUUGGGCUAAUGGUUGGGGGAGUUGUCAUCGCCACCAUCAUUGUGAUCACUUUGGUGAUGCUGAGGAAGAAGCAGUACACCUCCAUUCAUCACGGUGUAAUUGAGGUGGACGCUGCGGUGACGCCAGAGGAGCGCCACCUGGCCAAGAUGCAACAGAACGGCUACGAGAAUCCCACCUACAAAUUCUUUGAGCAGAUGCAGAACUAAAAAAAAAAACUGCUUCCCAAUAUUUCCCUUCCUGGUCCAUCCCCACACCCCCCAGCACUUAGACUUUUCAGUUUCUCACCUUGUUCACAGAGAAGUAAGGCUGUGAGGCAUUAUUGCAGAGGCUGAUUUUCAUCUUUCACUUUAAAGAAAUAAUAAAUCUUUGCAUGUUUCAGUCAAACGUUUGGGCCAAAGGAAACUGAAAUGGAACAAAAACUUUUAUCCCCUUUUUAUUUUCUCUUUGCUUGAUUGUACAGAUCUAAAGUACCCCAUUAACUGGUUAGACAAGGGUGCCCUGAUCUACCUGCACGUUAUCAGCCAAUCACAGGUGUUUGUACUGGAACAACCCAUUUGUUUAUACGAAACAAACAAACAAAAAAAAACACUCAACAGCUCUAAACUGACCAGGGUGCGGGUUCUCAGAGCUCCUCACUGCACGACUGAAGGGUUUUAAGUAUGUUUUACAGAAAAGAAGAAAAAAGAAAAAAAAAGAUUAAAAUAUAUAUUAUACUCAAUCAAAAUAUAUCAAAACUGGAAAUAUUUAAUGUUUUUUUAUGUGUAAUACAUUAAGACAGAGAUUAGCUGUAAGUUAAUGUAGUGCAUGGUAAUAUUGAUGACUGAAAAUUAUCCUGUAUGUGGAGGAUGGAUGAAGGGGGUCCUUUCCUCUCCUUUAGAUAUUUUAGCAGGAUUGUAUAUUUCUUUGUGUCUUCUUUGUGAUCUUGUGAUAUGAAGAAGAAAAAAAAAGGAUUUAGAAUCUGUUCUGCUUUGUGGUUGCACAGAUUUGGCUUUAAUUGACUCUGUUCUGCUCAUCUCCAUGCUUCACUGUUGUGUUAGCUGCAUGGGCUCAACGCUCUCGGAUGUAAAAUACGAAGCGCGCUAGAAUCCGAAAGGAAGAUGAUUGUGUUGCUGUUUGCGUUCUAUGCACUCAUUUUUGAAGUCUUGAUUAUGAUCACCAAAUAUGAACGUUAUUUCGAUGCCAACUGUCUCUGCACUUUUUAUUAGGAUCAAAAUUGAGCUUUAGAUAUUUUAUUUAGGACAGCGUAUGCUGAAUUUAUCGCUCUGUUGUCUUGGUUGUAAAUAUUUGGUUGAUGGUCUUUUUUUUCUAUUUCUGCUGCUUUCAUUUCCUGUUCAUCCUUUAGCUUUAUCGCAACAAAGCAGGAGUCAAAUUAACGGGCCUAGAGUUGUUUUUCCAAAUGGCUCACCUACAUUCCCUCACUAAAUGUCACACAUUCUAUUUUUCUACAUUUGCCGUGUAAACAUGUACAGUGCUUCUGUUUAAGGUUAAUGUUUCUUUGCCUGCAUAUUUGUCCUUUAGUCUAUUAGCCUUCAAAAGGCAACAAGUGACCCUAUGACUUCAGUAGACACGUUCAACUCUAAUACUUAAACAUUGAAUGUGACAUGCGUAAUCUGCAUUCUCAAAAUACAACACAUAUCACCUCAAUAAGUGUACAGACACCAACUGAAGCUCUUAAUCAGGUGAAUGUUGAAAAUGUUUUUCCCCUGUGUGUAGUUUGAUGAAAUAUUUGCUUAGAGCUUUCUACACUCGACAUACCGUAAAUAAAUAAAGUUUGAAUGUACAUAUUAA
This is a messenger RNA of Austrofundulus limnaeus, 3851 nucleotides long. RefSeq names its product amyloid beta A4 protein. The record is from RefSeq and is a predicted model, not a curated record. NCBI's taxonomy places the organism in Eukaryota, Metazoa, Chordata, Actinopteri, Cyprinodontiformes, Rivulidae. Bases 23 to 2269 code for a protein of 748 amino acids. Gene Ontology annotation, molecular function: signaling receptor activator activity; signaling receptor binding; heparin binding. The transcript has 18 exons. Gene Ontology annotation, biological process: central nervous system development; axonogenesis. Gene Ontology annotation, cellular component: early endosome; plasma membrane; cell surface.